AUGCGUGCUCUCGUCGCACCCAAAUACACCAAACCUUCUGGCUACGAGGUUAUUGACCUACCUGUACCGUCGGUCCAAAAACCGAACGAGAUGUUGAUUAAGGUUCAUGCCGCCGGUAUCAUGACUGGAGACACUCUGGUGGCAGGUGGUACCAUGAAACUGCUGUUCAAGGCUCCAUUUCCCAUCAGGAUCGGCAUCGAGUGCUCCGGUGUAGUUAUCAACGUGGGUUCAGCCGUCAAGAAUUUCAAGCCAGGGGACGCCGUGUACGGCGCAGCCUUUGGACACCCCAUGGAAUUCGAGAACGCGCCGGGCUACUGCUCCGAGUACUGCAUCGGCAGGGAGUCACUUUUCGUGCACAAGCCGGCCCAUCUCUCGUUCGAGGAAGCCGCCAGCUUGGGGGGCUUCACUCUCACGGCAUAUCAGUCCUUUGAGCUCGGUGCGAAACACCUGACGGACAGGGGCAAAACACUGGAAGGCAGCACCGUGUUCGUUCCUGGUGCGUUGUCUGCCACCGGCGCUCUUGGUAUACAGGUGCUCAAAAACGUCUACGGGGUUGGUAAGAUCAUCGCCACCGUGUCAACGUCCAAAGUGCCCCUGGUCGAAAAGUACCUCCCGGGAAUGGUGGAUCAAGUGGUCGAUUAUACAAAAUUCGAGGACUUGAGCAGAAUCAUCCCUUCUGGGAGCAUCGAUUUCGCGUAUAAUACGCAGUGGAGCUCAUUGGAGUCGAUAAUACCUCUCAUGAACAAAGAAAAUGGCGUCAUAGUCUCCAUCGCAAGUCUAUUUCCGCCCAAGAUUCUACGGCAGGCGAUGGGGCCAAUGCUUCCCUUCUGGGCUGCCUGGGUGGCGGCGCUAGCACAACUGUAUUACAGGUGGCUUUUACGCGGUACGAAAAUAAAGCUGGAUUUCCUCUCCGGCAAUCUUGGGAAGAGGGACGACGUCGAAAAGACGGCGGAGAUUAUUGCCCUGGGCAAGGUCAAGAGCGUGAUGAGGGUUGUAAAAUUGGAGGACAUCGAGGCUGUACGCAAAGCGUGCGAUGAAGUCUACAGGGGGAAAGGGGGAUUGGGCAGGUUAAUUGUUAAGAUCGUUUGA
Messenger RNA from Neoarthrinium moseri, 1089 nucleotides. RefSeq lists its product as uncharacterized. Gene Ontology annotation, cellular component: mitochondrion. The transcript has 2 exons. NCBI's taxonomy places the organism in Eukaryota, Fungi, Ascomycota, Sordariomycetes, Amphisphaeriales, Apiosporaceae. Gene Ontology annotation, molecular function: oxidoreductase activity. The coding region runs from base 1 to 1089 and encodes 362 amino acids. The record is from RefSeq and is a predicted model, not a curated record.